This is a messenger RNA of Hippopotamus amphibius kiboko, 8478 nucleotides long. It is a transcript of the gene TG, whose product is annotated as thyroglobulin. Bases 39 to 8363 code for a protein of 2774 amino acids. Gene Ontology annotation, biological process: thyroid hormone generation. NCBI's taxonomy places the organism in Eukaryota, Metazoa, Chordata, Mammalia, Artiodactyla, Hippopotamidae. The record is from RefSeq and is a predicted model, not a curated record. The transcript has 48 exons.
CGGCUUCUACCCCUUCGUCCCUAGAAGGGCCUGGAAAGAUGGCCCUGGCCCUGUGGGUCUUCGGCCUGCUGGGCUCUGUGUGCUUGGCGUCGGCCAACAUCUUCGAGUACCAGGUGGAUGCCCAGCCUCUCCGCCCGUGUGAGCUGCAGAGGGAGAGGGCCUUUCUGAAGCGAGCAGACUACGUUCCCCAGUGCGCCGAGGAUGGCAGUUUCCAGACUGUCCAGUGUGGGCAGGACGGUGGCUCCUGCUGGUGUGUGGACGCCGACGGUGGGGAAGUGGCCGGCAGCCAGCAGCCUGGGCGCCCUGCAGCCUGUCUGUCGUUCUGCCAGCUGCAGAAGCAGCAGAUCUUGCUGAGCAGCUACAUCAACAGCACGGCCACAUCCUACCUCCCUCAGUGUCAGGAUUCGGGGGAUUACGAGCCCGUGCAGUGCGACGUGCGGCGGGAGCAGUGCUGGUGUGUGGACACGGAAGGGAUGGAGGUGUACGGGACCCGCCAGCGGGGCAGGCCCACGCGAUGUCCAAAGAGCUGUGAGAUAAGGAACCGCCGUCUGCUCCAUGGGGUGGGGGACAAGUCUCCGCCCCAGUGCUCCCCAGACGGCGCCUUCACGCCUGUGCAGUGCAAGUUUGUCAACACCACGGACAUGAUGAUUUUCGACCUGGUCCACAGCUACAACAGGUUCCCAGAUGCAUUUGUGACCUUCAGUUCCUUCCGCAGAAGGUUUCCGGAGGUGUCUGGGUAUUGUCACUGUGCAGACAGCCAAGGGCGGGAACUGGCUGAGACAGGUUUGGAGCUGUUACUCGAUGAAAUUUAUGACACCGUUUUUGCUGGCCUGGACCUUGCUUCCACCUUCACUGAGACCACCCUGUACCGGAUAUUGCAGAGACGGUUCCUGGCAGUGCAGCUAGUCAUCUCUGGCAGAUUCCGAUGCCCCACGAAAUGUGAAGUGGAGCGGUUUGCGGCCACCAGCUUCGGUCACCCCUACAUUCCCAGCUGCCGCCCGAAUGGGGAGUACCAGGCGGUGCAGUGCCAGAGGGAAGGGCCGUGCUGGUGUGCAGACGCCCAGGGACGGGAGAUCCAGGGGACGCAGCAGCAGCGAGGCGAGCCUCCAUCCUGUGCUGAAGACCAGUCCUGUCCCUCUGAGAGGCGGCGGGCCUUUUCCAGACUCCGCUUUGGGCCGUCAGGCUACUUCAGCCAGCACGACUUGUUCUUGGCUCCCGAGGAAGGACCCGGCUCUCAGAGAGCCGCCAGCUUUGCCACACCCUGCCCCUCCUCCAUCAAGGAGCUCUUUGUGGAUUCCGGGAUCCUCCACCCGAUGGUGCAAGGGCAGGAUGCACGGUUUGCCGCCCCAGGAAGUCUCCUCCAGGAAGCCAUCAGAGGGAUCCUUCCCACCCGAGAGCUGGCCCGUCUCGCCCUGCAGUUCACCACCAACCCAAAGCGACUCCAGCAAAACCUCUUUGGAGGGAGGUUUUUGGAGAAUGUUGGCCAGUUUAACUUGUCUGGAGCCCUGGGCACAAGAGGCACAUUUAAUUUCAGUUACUUUUUCCAGCAACUUGGUCUCCCAGGCUUCCAGAAUGGACGGGUGGCACUAGCAGAUCUAGCCAAGCCUCUCUCCGUGGGACUGGAUGCAAAUCCUGCCACAGAAGCUCCCGAAGCCUCAAAGAUGGGUUUUGCUAUGAAUAAGCCAGUUGUGGGCAGCUUUGGCUUUGAAGUCAACUUACAAGAGAAUCAAAAUGCCCUGAAAUUCCUUUCUUCCUUCCUGGAGCUUCCAGAAUUCCUUCUUUUCUUGCAGCAUGCUAUUUCUGUGCCAGAAGACAGAGCAAGGGAUUUAGGUGAUGUGAUGGAAAUGGUACUCAGCUCCCAGGGCUGUGGGCAGACACCUGGCAGACUUUUUGUGCCAUCAUGCACCGCAGAAGGGAGCUAUGAGGAGGUCCAGUGCUUUGCUGGGGAGUGCUGGUGUGUGGAUGCCCGGGGCCAAGAACUUGCCGGCUCUAAGGUCAGAGGUGGACGACCGAGGUGCCCCACAGAGUGUGAAAAGCAAAGGGCACGCAUGCAAAACCUUUUGGGUAGCCAGCCUGCUGGGUCCAGCCUGUUUGUCCCUUCUUGUACCAGCGAGGGGUACUUCCUCCCUGUCCAGUGCGUUAACUCAGAGUGCUCCUGUGUGGAUGCUGAGGGUCAGCCUAUUCCCGGAACUCGAAGUGAACUUGGAAAACCCAAGGGAUGCCCCACACCCUGUCAGUUACAGGCUGAGAGAGCCUUCCUUGGGACGGUGCGGACCCUGGUCUCUAAUCCCAGCAGUAUGCCCAACCUCUCCAGCAUCUACAUCCCACAGUGCGGUGACAGCGGGCAGUGGAGACGCGUGCAAUGUGACGGGCCCCCUGAGCAGGCCUUUGAGUGGUAUGAACAGUGGGAGGCUCAGAACAGUGGUGGCCAGGAGCUGACCCCUGCAGAGCUGCUAAUGAAGAUCAUGAGCUAUAGAGAAUCGGCUUCCAGAGGCUUCCAUCUCUUUAUUCAAAGUCUGUAUGAGGCUGGCCAACAAGGCAUCUUCCCAGGGCUGGCAAGAUAUCCUUCCAUCCAAGAUGUCCCACUGGCAGUGCUGGAAGGGAACCUGACCCAGCCCGGAGGGAACAUCCUUCUGGAGCCCUACCUCUUCUGGCAGAUGCUAAACGGCCAGCUCAGCCGAUACCCAGGCCCCUACACAGACUUCAGCACCCCACUGGCCCACUUCGACCUCCGAAGCUGCUGGUGUGUGAAUGAGGCUGGUCAAAAGCUGCAAGGAACCCAGACCGAGCCCAACAAGGUCCCAGCAUGUCCUGGCUCUUGUGAGGAAGUGAAGCUCCAUGUCAUGCAGUUCAUUAAGGAAGCGGAAGAGAUUGUCAUGGAUUCCAACAGUUCUCGGUUCCCUCUGGGAGAGAGUUUCCUAGCAGCCAAAGGAAUCCGGCUGACCUAUGAGGAGCUGGCCCUUCCUCGACUCUCUCCAUCCCGGGAGAGUUUCUUGGAGAAGUUUUUGAGCGGGAGUGAUUAUGCCAUUCGAUUGGCAGCUCAGUCCACCUUUGACUUCUACCAGAGACUCCGCAUCCCCCUGGGCGACUCCCCCAAAGCAUCCGGCUCUCUGCGGUCCAGCCCCUACGUGCCCCAGUGUGACGCAUUCGGAAGCUGGAAGCCGGUGCAGUGCCAUGCUGCAACUGGGCACUGCUGGUGUGUGGACGGGAAGGGAGAGUACGUCCCUGCCUCACUGGCCGCCCGCUCCCCGCAGAUCCCGCAGUGCGCCACCAGCUGUGAGAAAUAUCGAGCCAGUGGGCUGAUUUCCAGUUGGAAACAGGCUGGUUCCCAAGUAAAACCAUCUCCGAAAGACCUGUUCAUCCCAACCUGCUUAGAGACAGGAGAGUUUGCCAGGCUGCAGACGUCGGAGGCCGGCCCCUGGUGUGUGGACCCCACCUCAGGAGAGCGCACAUCGCCUGGCACAAACAGCAGCGCCCAGUGCCCAAGCCUCUGUGAAGUGCUCCAGAGCGGAGUCCCCUCCAGGACAGCCAGCCCCGGCUACACCCCGGCCUGCAGGGAGGAGGAUGGAGGCUUCUCCCCAGUGCAAUGCGACCCAGCGCACGGCACCUGCUGGUGUGUCCUGGGCAAUGGAGAGGAGGUGCCCGGGACGCGCGUGGCCGGGAGCCAGCCGGCCUGUGAGAGCCCACAGUGCCCACUGCACUUCAACGUGUCAGACGUGGCUGGCGGGACCGUCCUGUGUGCACAAGCCUCAGGUCCAGGAGGGGCCGCCGUGCAGCAGUGCCGGCUGCUGUGCAGCCCGGGCUACCUGAACGCCUUCCCGCCAGGGCCGCUGCUGUGCAGCCUGCAGAGGAGACGCUGGGAGUCGCCGCCGCCUCAGCCCCGCGCCUGCCAGCGGCCCCAGCUGUGGCAGACCCUACGGAUCCAAGGGCAGCUCCAGCUCCUGCUCCCGCCAGGCAAGGUGUGCAGCAGUGACUACGCAGGCUUGCUGUCAGCUUUCCAGCUCUUCCUAUUAGACGAGCUCACGGCCCGCGGCUUCUGUCAGAUCCAGGUGAAGACGGCUGGGACCCCCGUUUCCAUCCCCGUCUGCGACGACUCCACAGUGCGGGUGGAGUGUCUGAGCGGGGAGCGGUUAGGAGCCAACAUCACUUGGAAAUUGCGGCUGGAGGACGCCCCGCCCACCUCCCUCCCGGAUCUGCUUGACGUUGAGGAGGCCUUGGUGGGCAAGGAUCUCAUUGGGCGCUUUGCAUAUCUGAUCCAAAGCGGACAAUUCCAGCUUCAUCUGGAUUCCAAGACGUUCCCGGCAGACACCUCCAUCCGCUUCCUCCAAGGGGACCGCUUUGGCACCUCUCCCAGGACACAGUUUGGGUGCUUGAAAGGAUUCCGCCAAGUCUCGGCCACCAGCUACGCCAGUCAGGACCCACUGGGGUGCGUUAAAUGUCCUGAAGGAAGCUAUUUUCAGGAUGAGCAGUGUAUUCCCUGUCCUGCUGGAUUCUACCAAGAACAGACAGGUAGCCUGGCCUGUGUCCCUUGUCCUGCGGGCAGAACCACCAUUUCCGUUGGAGCUUUCAGCCAGACUCACUGUGUCACUGACUGUCAGAAGAAUGAAGCGGGCCUGCAGUGUGACCAGGACGGCCAGUACCGAGCCAGCCAGAGGGACAGGGCCAGCGGGAAGGCCUUCUGCGUGGACAGAGAGGGGCAGCGGCUGCCGUGGUCAGAGACGGAGGCCCGGCUGAUGGACGCCCAGUGUCUGAUGAUGCGGAAAUUUGAGAAGCUUCCAGAAUCUAAGGUGAUCUUCAAUGUCGACAUUGCUGUAGUGGUCAGGUCCGAAGUUCCCAGUGCUGAAUCCUCACUGACACAGUGCUUGGCAGACUGUGCACUGGACGAGGCCUGCAGCUUCCUCGCGGUGUCCACGGCAGGGUCAGAAGUCUCCUGCAAUUUCUAUGCGUGGACAAGUGACAACAUCGCCUGCACAACUUCUGGUCGGGAUGAAGAUGCAUUGGGGACCUCCAAGGCCACCAGCUUUGGAAGUCUUGCGUGCCAAGUGAAAGUGAGGAGCGGGGCUGGAGACUCUCUGGCUGUGUAUCUGAAAAAGGGCCAAGAGUUCCCCACAACAGGCCAGAAAAGCUUCGAACCAACUGGUUUCCACAGUGUGCUCUCCGGAAUGUACAGCCCUGUUGCCUUCUCAGCCUCAGGAGCCAGCCUGACCGAGGUGCAUCUCUUCUGUCUUCUCGCCUGUGACCGUGAUACCUGUUGUGAUGGCUUCAUCCUCACGCAGGUCCAAGGAGGUCCCAUCCUCUGCCGGUUGCUGAGCUGGCCGGAUAUCCUGCUUUGCCACGUCAGAGACUGGAGGGACCCUUCGGAAGGCCAGGCUGAUGCUGCGUGUCCUGGGAUGACGUAUGACCAGGAUCAGGACAGCCGCCAGGCGAGGCUGCGUCUGGGAGGCCAGGAGUUCCAGAGUCUGACACCCCUGGAAGGAACCCAGGACACCUUUACCAGUUUCCAGCAGGUUUAUCUCUGGAAAGAUUCUGACAUGGGGUCUCGGUCUGAGUCUAUGGGAUGCAGAAGAGACAUGGAACCAAGGCCAGCAUCUCCAAGAGAAACAGAGUUGACAACAGAGCUUUUCUCCCCUGUGGACCUUAACCAAGUCAUUGUCAACGGAAACCGAUCCCUGCCCAGCCAGCAGCACUGGCUUUUCAAACACCUAUUUUCGCUUCAGCAGGCAAAUCUGUGGUGCCUUUCUCGCUGUGUCCAGGAGCCCUCUUUCUGUCAGCUGGCAGAGGUAACAGACAGUGCACCCUUGUACUUCAUCUGCACCCUCUACCCAGAGGCCCAGGUGUGUGACGAUGUCAUGGAGUCCAGUCCCAAGGGCUGCAGACUGAUCCUGCCCCACAGGCCAAGUGCCCUCUUCCGGAAGAAAGUUGUGCUGCAAGAUAAAGUGAAGAAUUUUUAUACUCGCCUGCCAUUCCGAAAGCUGACGGGGAUUUCCAUUAGAAACAAAGUGCCCAUGUAUAACAAAUCCAUUUCCAGUGGCUUCUUUAAAUGUGAACGACUGUGUGACAUGGACCCGUGCUGCACCGGCUUUGGCUUCCUGAACGUUUCCCAAUUAAAAGGAGGAGAGGUGACAUGCCUAACUCUGAACAGCUUGGGACUUCAGACAUGCAGCGAGGAAAACAGAGGAGCCUGGCGCAUUCUGGACUGUGGCUCUCCUGACACUGAGGUCCGCACCUAUCCCUUUGGAUGGUACCAGAAGCCUGCUGCCCAAAAUGAUGUGCCCAGUUUUUGCCCUUCAGUGGCCCUGCCUGUCCUCACAGAGAAUGUCACUCUGGACUCGUGGCAGGCCCUGGCCCUCUCUUCAGUAGUUGUUGAUCCAUCCAUCAGGAAUUUUGACGUUGCCCACAUCAGCACCGUUGCCACUGGUGACUUCUAUGCAGCCCGAGACCGCUGUUUGUGGGAGUGUUCCCGUCACCAGGCCUGCCUCGUCACCACUCUGCAGACCCGACCUGGUGCUGUGAGGUGCAUGUUCUAUGCUGAUACCCAGAGCUGCACACACAGCCUGCAGGCCCAGAACUGCCAGCUUCUGGUCCGUGAAGAGGCCACCCACAUCUACCGGAAGCCAAACAUCCCUCUGCUGGGCUUUGGGACAUAUGCACCUUCUGUGACCAUUGCCACCUACGGCCAGCUGCUGGGCAGAUCCCAGGCCAUCCAGGUGGGCACUUCGUGGAAGCAAGUGGACCAGUUCCUGGGAGUUCCGUAUGCUUCCCCACCCCUGGCGGAGGGCCGCUUCCGGGCUCCAGAGCCCUUGAACUGGACAGGGUCCUGGGAUGCCAGCAAGCCACGGGCCAGCUGCUGGCAGCCAGGCAUUGGGACGGCCAUGUCUCCAGGGGUCAGCGAAGACUGCCUGUAUCUCAACGUGUUUGUCCCUCAGAACGUGGCCCCCAACGCAUCUGUGCUGGUGUUCUUCCACAACGCCGUGGAGGGCAGGGGCAGCGGGGCCCGGCCGGCCAUGGACGGCUCCUCCUUGGCUGCUGUUGGCAACCUCAUCGUGGUCACUGCCAGCUACCGCGUGGGUGUCUUUGGCUUCCUGAGUUCUGGGUCCAGCGAGGUGAGCGGCAACUGGGGCCUGCUGGACCAGGCAGCAGCUCUGACCUGGGUGCAGGCUCACAUCGGAGUGUUUGGCGGGGACUCUCGGCGCGUGACCCUGGCAGCAGACCGUGGUGGAGCCGACGUGGCCAGCAUCCACCUUCUAACCACCAGGGCCGCUGACUCCAGACUCUUCCGGAGAGCCGCACUGAUGGGCGGCUCCGCACUCUCCCCUGCCGUGGUCAUCAGGCCCGAGAGGGCUCGGCAGCAGGCAGCUGCUUUGGCGAAGGAGGUUGGCUGCCCCACCUCGUCUGUCCAAGAAAUGGUGUCCUGCCUCCGCCGGGAGCCUGCCGACAUCCUCAAUGAUGCCCAGACCAAGCUCCUGGCCGUGAGCGGCCCCUUCCACUACUGGGGUCCUGUGGUCGAUGGCCAGUACCUCCGAGAGGCUCCAGCCAGAGCGCUGCAGAGGUCUCCACGGGCGAAGGUGGACCUGCUCAUUGGGAGUUCUCAGGACGAUGGGCUCAUCAACAGAGCCAAGGCCAUGAAGCAAUUUGAGGAAAGUCAGGGCAGGACCAGUAGCAAGACAGCCUUUUACCAGGCGCUGCAAAAUUCCCUGGGCGGCGAGGCAGCGGACGCCAGCGUGCAGGCUGCUGCAACGUGGUACUACUCCCUGGAGCACGACACUGACGACUACGCCUCCUUCUCCCGCGCCCUGGAGGCGGCCACGCGGGACUACUUUAUCAUCUGCCCCGUGAUCGACAUGGCCAGCUACUGGGCAAGGAGGGCCCGAGGAAACGUCUUCAUGUACCACGCUCCCAAAAGCUACGGCCGCAGCAGCUUGAAAUUGCUGGCAGAUGUUCAAUAUGCCUUUGGGCUUCCCUUCCACCCUGCCUACGAGGGGCAGUUUACUCUGGAGGAGAAAAGCCUCUCCCUGAAAAUCAUGCAGUACUUUUCCAACUUCAUCCGAUCCGGAAAUCCCAACUACCCUCAUGAGUUCUCUAGGAAAGCGCCUGGAUUUGCAUCGCCCUGGCCUGACUUUGUCCCCCGUGAUGGUGCAGAAAGCUACAAGGAGCUCAGUGUCCUCCUCCCCAAUCGACAGGGCCUGAAAAAGGCCGACUGCUCCUUCUGGUCCAAGUACAUCCAGUCUCUAAAGGCCUCGGCAGAUGAAGCUGAGGCUGGGCCAUCAGCAGGCAGUGAAGAGGAGGACCGGCCGGCUGCCUCUGGGCUGACAGAAGAUCUCUUGGGUCUCCCGGAGUUAGGAUCCAAGACCUACAGCAAGUGACCAGCCCCCGAGAUCUCCCCGUAUCCUGCCAGCCCCACCCCAGCUGCCACCCUGGACACCUUAUUCUCCAGCAUAGCCACUAACUUUCAAUAAAGUGUCUACAUGCAGAGAAGCA